Molecule: messenger RNA, 1746 nt
Organism: Emericellopsis cladophorae
Lineage: Eukaryota; Fungi; Ascomycota; Sordariomycetes; Hypocreales; Bionectriaceae
Exons: 2
Coding region: 1-1746 (581 amino acids)
Cellular component (GO): cytoplasm
Molecular function (GO): guanyl-nucleotide exchange factor activity
Source: RefSeq, a predicted model, not a curated record
AUGGCUCCCCGAAAAGCAUCAGCGGCAGCCAAAGCUGCCAGCGCCGACAGCAAGGUCACCAAGAAGACCGCAACUACCCCAGCUGCCAAGCGAGCUGCUACACCAAAGGCCUCUACGACCACCACAGCCACCAAGAAGGCGGCAGCCUCAAAAGAGGUCGCGCCAAAGAAGACCGCUGCGGCCAAGAAGGCCUCCACACCUGCUCCUGCGAAGCAGCGCGCUGGGUCUGCGAAGCCCACUACGAACGGCAACACAGUGGCUCCCAAGUCGAAGAAGCGCAAGGCUGAGGAGGACGAGGAGUCUGACGCCGUCCCCGAGACCAAGAAGGCUAAGAAGUCUGCUGCGAAGAAGGAACCCACCCCUGCCCCCACGGAGCCGGAGGACAAGCGUCCCAAGGUCGCCAUCGGGCCCAAGAUCAACGAAGCGCCGACCACAGUCCUCGAUGUCUACGUCUUUGGUGAGGGUACUUCUGGCGAGCUCGGUCUCGGCAGCAGACGCGUCAACGGCAAGAAGCCGAUUGACGUCAAGCGCCCCCGUCUCAACGAGAACCUGUCUGCCGAGAAGACCGGCGUCGUCCAGGUCUCCUGCGGUGGCAUGCACGUCGUCGCGUUGACGCGCGACAACAAGAUCCUCACCUGGGGCGUCAAUGACCAGGGCGCCCUCGGACGCGACACCACCUGGGACGGUGGCCUCAAGGACAUGGACAAGGCCGGCAGCGAAGACUCCGACUCUGAGGACGACGAUGACGACACGGGUAUGAACCCCCACGAAAGCACGCCCGCUGCCGUCUCCGAGGACUACUUUGCCAAGGACACCAAGUUUGUCCAGGUCAUUGGGUGCGACAGCGCGUCCUUUGCUCUGACCGAGGAUGGCCGCGUGUACGGCUGGGGCACCUUCCGAUCCAGCGAUGGUAUUCUAGGUUUUACCGAGACAAUCAAGAUCCAGCACACCCCGAUACUCCUCCCCUCGCUCAAGAACAUCAAGUCCCUAGCCAAGGGUGCGAAUCAUGUCCUCGCCCUGGAUCACAAGGGCAACGUCCUUGCCUGGGGCUGCGGUCAGCAGAACCAGCUCGGUCGCCGUAUCAUUGAGCGCAACAAGCUCACCUCGCUCAUCCCCCAGGGCGUCGGCCUGCCUCGCGGCAAGAUUGUUCGCAUUGCCUGCGGCUCCUACCACAGUUUCGCCAUUGAUACCGCCGGCCAGCUCUGGGGGUGGGGCCUCAAUAACUUUGGCGAGGUCGGUGUCGAGGGGAACGCGGGCGAGAACGACGCAGUCAUCCUCCGUCCGGUCAAAAUCACGGCCCUGACCGACCACAUUAUCCGUGAUAUCGAGGGUGGUGGCCACCACUCCGUUGCUUGCAACGACAAGGGCGAGCUGCUCACCUGGGGCCGCGUCGAUGGCCACCAAGUCGGCAUUGAUCCCAGCACCUUGACAGAGGAAAAUGCAAUUUUUGAUGACCGCAAGGUCCCUCGUAUUCUCUUCGUGCCCACCGUGGUGCCUGACAUCUCAAACGUUGUCGCUGUCGCCGCUGGCUUUGACAACUCCUUUGCCGUCACCGCCGAUGGCCGCGCUUUCUCUUGGGGCUUCUCCUCCAACUACCAGACCGGCCAGGGCACCAUUGACGACAUUGAGAAGCCCACGCACAUUGACAACACCGCCAUCCGCGGCAAGAAGAUCAUUGGUGCCGGCGCUGGCGGACAGUACUCCAUCCUCAUCGGCAAGGCUGAGGGUGUCGUCAACGGCGCCUAA